GCCUGUGUGGAAUGAAGUGGGUAUAGAAAUGAAAAGCAUGGGCUCUCCAGUAAAAGUUGGGAAGAUGGAUGCAACUUCCUUUUCUAGUGACAACAUGCUGUAGUAUGCGGUUUUUAUCACACUUGUUUCUGCUUGUGUAGGAAAUUCUUCCUGACAGAUGGAAGGUAUUGCAUCUGAAUUUGGAGUGCGAGGCUAUCCGACAAUUAAGCUCUUGAAAGGAGACUUGGCAUACAACUAUAGAGGACCUAGAACCAAAGAUGAUAUAAUUGAAUUUGCUAAUAGAGUGGCAGGACCUCUUAUCAGGCCACUUCCUAGCCAGCAAAUGUUUGAGCAUGUGCAAAAGAGACAUCACGUACUUUUUGUGUAUGUUGGUGGUGAAUCUCCUUUAAAGGAAAAAUACAUUGAAGUUGCUUCAGAACUAAUUGUUUAUACGUACUUUUUUUCUGCCUCAGAAGAUGUGCUGCCUGAGUAUGUGACAUUGCCUGAAUUGCCUGCUGUUGUGGUCUUCAAAGAUGGAACUUACUUUGUUUAUGAUGAGUAUGAAGAUGGUGAUUUGUCAUCCUGGAUAAAUAGAGAAAGAUUUCAAGGUUAUCUUAAUGUAGAUGGCUUUACGCUGUAUGAACUUGGAGAUACAGGAAAACUUGUGGCUAUUGCAGUCAUUGAUGAUAAAAACUCUUCAGUGGAACAUACCAGGCUAAAAUCUAUUAUUCAGGAAGUUGCUAGAGAUUAUCGUGAUCACUUUCACAGGGAUUUCCAGUUUGGCCAUAUGGAUGGAAAUGAUUACAUUAAUAGUUUACUAAUGGAUGACUUGACAAUCCCUACUAUUGUUGUAUUGAAUACCUCCAAUCAGCAGUAUUUUCUGCCAGAUAGGCAUAUUGAGAACACAGAAGAUAUGGUUCAAUUUAUUAACAAUAUCUUGGAUGGUACAGCUGAAGCACAGGGUGGUGAUGGACUUCUGCAACGAAUCAAGAGAAUAAUCUAUGAUGCCAAGUCUACUGUAGUCUCUGUGUUCAAGAGUUCACCACUGCUGGGAUGCUUUCUCUUUGGAUUGCCCCUGGGCGUCAUCAGCAUUAUGUGUUACGGAAUCUGCACAGCUGAUACAGAUGGAGGGGUAGAUGAACAUGAGGCAGCUAAAAAAGAAAACAGUGAUCGGGAGCUCACGGAUGAAGGCAGUGAAGAAGAACAAGAGGAAGAAAAGAAUGGAAAAUAUACAGAACUUUCAGAUGGAGAGCUUAAACAGAAGGACAUAAUGGAAAAGAAGAAAGACUAACUUGUAGCAAAAGAAUUCUCUAGAAUUUCCAGAUAGACUUAUUUAUUGAAGGUAGUCAUUUAUUGAUGAUCUUCAUGAAAGAGGACCUUUUUGUCUGCAUUACGGUAAUUUUGACUUGCAUGUAUUCAAAUUUUCUCAGAAAUUGACAGAAAAAAAAUUAUGGGUGUUCUCUUAAUUGUCUCUAAUAGAUCAACAGAGAGCAAUUUCAACUGAAGAAAUUUGCAGGUACAAUUCUACAUUGUUUUUUUGAAGAGUUUUGAAUUAUUCA
This is a messenger RNA of Egretta garzetta (little egret), 1538 nucleotides long. It is a transcript of the gene TMX3, whose product is annotated as thioredoxin related transmembrane protein 3. The coding region runs from base 158 to 1270 and encodes 370 amino acids. The transcript is spliced from 14 exons. Gene Ontology annotation, cellular component: endoplasmic reticulum. Gene Ontology annotation, biological process: peptidyl-cysteine oxidation. NCBI's taxonomy places the organism in Eukaryota, Metazoa, Chordata, Aves, Pelecaniformes, Ardeidae. The record is from RefSeq and is a predicted model, not a curated record. Gene Ontology annotation, molecular function: protein disulfide isomerase activity.